Podarcis lilfordi (Lilford's wall lizard) is the source of this 10992-nucleotide messenger RNA. Lineage: Eukaryota; Metazoa; Chordata; Lepidosauria; Squamata; Lacertidae. The record is from the annotation of a GenBank genome assembly.
AUGGAGGCUGAGCUUUCGCCUUCCGAGGCCUGGUCCAGCGGGACAGCAGAACCCACCACGCCCUGGUUGAUGGAGCUUAGCAGUGUUGGGCCCAGCACAGAUGGUGCCCUCCCAGUUGGGAUGCAGCUGUGGAUCUUCAACAGCAGUGGAGAGGAGGACACCUCACCCCCGUUUCUGACCGACGCCUGGCUUGUGCCUGUCUUCUACGCCCUCAUCAUGCUGCUUGGUCUGGUGGGGAACUCACUGGUCAUCUAUGUCAUCAGCAAGCACCGCCAGAUGCGCACAGCCACCAACUUCUACAUUGGUGAGUGAACCCUGCCUGCUUGUUUUCCUGUGCUCUAGGCUUGCCCCACGACCACCUUGACUGCUGACGGGUGUCUUGGGGGGAAAGAAGGAGUGUAAAACUUCUUCCAACUCUCCUCUCUGAUCUUCUUCAACCUGCCACAUGUCACAGUGCCCAGACAUGACUUUAGGCUUCUGUUAUGCCAGAGAGUGCCCAUCCGUCCUAACCAGGAUUGCUAAUGGAAUAUUUCAUAUCCCCAGUAUGCACAGCCCUUUCCCAAUGUUACUGCCAGUUCUUCCAUAACAUAAACAGAACAGGAAAGGCUGUUGAAAACUAACCUCAUAGUGAAUUUGCCUGACAUGCCUUCUCCACCCGGUGUGGUAAAUACAGUAUUACCUAUUAUUGGUCAGCCUCCCACUGCUAAGACAAUUCAGUCUUGAUUGCAUUUUACUGAUUCCGCAGACAGAUGGUUAAAAUACCCAUCCAUCCCAAUUUUUAUUUUCAUUUUAAACUGAUUCUCGUCCAGCUGGAUAUCUUAGUUGGUUAGAACAUGGUGCUGACAAUGCCAAGGUUGCAGGUUCAAUUUCAAUCCCCAUACGGGGCAACUGCAUAUUCCUGCAUUGCAGGGGGAUGGACUGGAUGAUCCUUAGGGUCCCUUCCAACCUUAUAAUUCUAAGAGUUUCUUUUAAAAUAGUUUAUUUCUGGCUUUAAAAUAUACAUCAUCAGUUUGAAAAUCUCAGAAAUCUCAGAUUAACAAUCUUGAGUUGGGACAUUGUAAAAUACGGGGCAGCCAAAGAAGGCAACUCAAGCUUCCUGAGAGAGAAUUCAUAAUACUGCCAGAGAGGAGAAGGAUGCAAAGGGCUGAGAUGCAGGACUGCACAAAAGGAGCUCUGGGAGGAAGGCUGCAGCAGCAGGACUAACACAGACCUGAUCCUCAAUUCUCCUGCAGGUUUUCGCUGCCACCCAGACCCAUGUGAAAUAAAUGGCACGGUUAGGUUGCACUCGAGAAUGAUCUCCUUUCUCUUCCCUCCUCCCAACCUUUAGUACAAUAGAAUUAAAGGAAGUGAACAUUGGUCUCAAUCAACAUCGUAGUAACUGUUUGGAAUUGUCCGUUUGGUGGCUGCAAUUGUGACAGAUUGCCUUAUGUGCAGUUGUGCAGCCCAAGUGUAGUAUCUAAGAGCUUCUAAGAAUACAUUUAUGGUCCAUAGUGACCUGUAGCCUCCUGCUUGCACAGUUCCUGGUAUCUAACUUGUUCUGAUGUCUUCCAGUGAUUAUCUACGAUCAGGGGAAGAGAAUCUUACUCUCCUCUAUGCUCAUCAGGUAUCUUCAGUACACUUGCUCUAACUUUAAAAUAAUCGCGGAUGUAACUUAUCUUCAAGAUGUAUGUUGAUUUACCAAAAGAAAAUACUGCAAAUUGGUAUAUUACUUAAUGUAUUUUUUCCAUUAUUUACUAUACAAAUUUGGUGCCCUGAUAUAACAACUCUCACAAUUUCAUAGCUCUCCAUGUACUAUCAACAUAUUUAGAUUGCGUGCCACAGUUAUAGUGUCUACUUUGAAGUAAGUCCCACUGAGUUCAGCGUUGAAUAUAGUGGGACUCUGUUCUGAGAAAACAUGCAAAGGAACCCUCUGGAGCUCACUUUAAGCGCCUGAAUUUUUCUUUUGAACCGUGUCCUUACCUUCCUCCACAUACAAUUCUAGGUUUGGAGCAGGCAGGCAUAGUCUGAGGGAAACAGCUUCAUGGGACCAGUAACAGGCUUAAUUAGGUUUGAGGGCUGGAGGUUCACCAUCCAGAUAUAUAAGCUUGUCCUUUUAAAAAGCAAGCAUUUUACCCAUUAAACAGAUACCAGGGGAGGGGGCAGAACACACAGGUAUCUCAGUGCUAGAUGCAAAUUCAGUACACAACAGCAACAGGAACACAGUACAGUGGUACCUCAGGUUGCAGACGCUUCAGGUUACAGACUCUGCUAACCCAGAAAUAGUACCUCGGUUUAAGAACUUUGCUUCAGGAUGAGAACAGAAAUUGUGCAGCGGUGGCACAGCGGUAGCAGGAGGCUCCAUUAGCUAAAGUGGUACCUCAGGUCAAGAACAGUUUCAGGUUAAGAACGGACCUCCAGAAUGAAUUAACCCGAGGUACCACUGUACAACAUGCACAUUAUGAUUGUGGGAGCAAGAGGUUUCCCUCCCUUUUGUGCUCAGUUUCCUUAAAUGUUUAAACUGCCCGAGAAACAUCUACAACUCACUGGUUGGAGCUUUAGUUUAAUUUAAGUAGUUUGUUUAUACAUUUAUAUCCUACCCUUCCUCCCUAAGGCAGCAGAUGAGAAGUGAUAAAACAUCUUCAAAAUAUUUCGAAAAGCUAAACAGAGAUGCAAAUUUGCUGCCUGAUGAGCCAUACUACAGCUGUUCAACAAGGACAGUAUAAAGGGAAGCUCCCCAUGGUUUCACAUUUUCAAUUUCCUUGAGCUAGCCAAGGGAUUCAGCCAAUAUAAUGUGUGAAGCUGGUCAGCGUCUGCAUCCAAAGCAUAGCUUGGUGAGUCUAGAUGAGAAAUCCCCACUCGCAGUCCUUAGCACAGUAAGUGUUUCUUUGUCUGAUUACCACGAUCCACCACCCUGCCCUCUGCUUUUCCUUAGUGUGUGAAGACUGCCAGUAUUUUGCAUGGUCUAGUUUAGUUUGUUUUCCAUCUCACAAUCAUUGUUAGGCUUUCCAUUAUUAGUGUGAAGGCUUGUAUCUCAUCAAAAAUAGUUUUGUGACUGCUCUAGACAAAAUAGCUCCUCUUCUGAGCUAUCUUCCAGUCCCAUUCUCCGUCAUUACUGUGGUCUGUUAUUGGUCCUCCUCCUAACCUAGAUUUACCCUAUUACCGGUAUACCCUGGACCCAUUCUCCAUUUUCAUGAAUGCAACUAUUUUCUAACAUUCUUUUACCAAAAGCUGCAUCUAACUGGCUGCAACCUGCUCUCAGGGCACUUUCACACUAUCACUUUUUCAGGUGGGAUUCAGACACAUACAGUACUAGCAAUUUCAGGUUGCACAGUUCUAGUUGAUUGAGUGGUCUUUUGCGACAAAUCUGCUUCCCCAAAAGACUGGACUUAUUUGCAAUAAGGAAAGUGAUGGGAAAGUUAUGGGAUAACACUUGCUUUGAUGCAAGGUCAUCUAACUGCCCAGGAGCCAGCAUUGUCUAAUCUCUCUGCAAACAAAUCAGUGUGAAUGCUCAAUAAACAGGUCACCUGGAAGUCCUCAGCCCUAUUUUUUGUGCAUUAUAUAUCCCGGUAUUUUUUUUAAUUAGUUAAUUUUAUUAAAACUUUUAUUUAAAAAUUGCAGUACAGCUCUGUCUGCUGCUGCCAAAAUAUCACAGAAUGAUCACCCCAAUCCUCAAUCCCACAUCACUGUCAUAUUGGCUCACCAAAUAUCCUCAAAUAUCCUGGUAUGUGUAGGGAUACAUUGGUGCAAUUGCUCAAUUUUAAAGUGUUAUUGAUAGGAAAUAAAACACCAUCACCACCUGCACUUGCAGUUAUGGAAGCAGUUUUAUACAGGAACUGUGCAAAGAUACCACAGGACUAACUAGCAACAACAGCCCUUGUCUCAAUGUUCCUUUAUUCUGGAGCGUUCAAGGGGCUCCAUCAGAAAUGUCACUAUUCCAAAAUUCUGGAUGCAGUGAGCAUCCAGUGAGCAACAUGAUGCAGAAUAUUAUUUAUUUACUUAUUUGUUUGUUUGUUUGUUUUAUUUUUAAGUGCCACAAUUCUUCCUAAAAGAGCCUGGAGCAGUAAGCCACAAAGCAAAGGAAUUGUGAAUUGUAAAAACAUUUCAAAACAACCACAUGCCUCCACAGCAAAUGAUAGAAACUUUCAUAGAGCUGGAAGGGACCCAUUGGUCAUCUAGUCUAACCCUCUGCAAUGCAGGAAUCUCGGCUAAAGUAUCCAUGGCAGAUGGCCACCCAACCUCUGCUUAAAAACCUCCAAGGAAGGAGAGUCCACCACCUCUUGUGGGAGUCUGUUCCACUGCCUGGCUUUUACUGCCAGAUAGUUUUUCCGAAUGUUUAGUCGGAAUCUCCUUUCUUGUAACUUGAAGCCAUUGCCUCAAGUCCUACCCUCAAGAGCAGUAGAAAACUAGCUUGCUCCAUCUUCCAUACCAUUUUAAGGUUUCCAGGAGCGGUAUCUUUAAGCCAUUACAUGCCUCAGGAAACAGAAAUCUUUUAUAAAUUGCUCCUGUAUGUGAUGGUGAUGAUGUUACUAAGAAACUUUUUAUUGUUUAUAUGUUACCCAUUUGAUUGGAUUGUUAUUAAUAACAGAGGCAGUAAGAUGGAGGGAGGCAGUAACAGGAACUUCCCACUGCAACCAAUACCGAUUCAAGCACACGCAUGUGUGAUCUUUAUUCAGUGGUGUAGUGUGGGGGGUGCAGGGGGGGCCGGCCACACCGGGCGCAACAUCUGGGGGGGCGCGCGCUCGCACUCACACCUCUAGUGGAAGAGACUCGAGUGCUAAAAUCCACGGGUUAGGGGGCGCAAAUUACUUGCCUUGCCCCGGGUGCUGACAACCCACGCUAUGCCACUGUCUUUAUUGAGCCUAUUAUGCCUAAGUCCCAUGCUGAUGUUGACUCUGUAUCUUUUGCAGCAAACCUGGCUACCACUGACAUAAUUUUCUUAGUGUGCUGCGUUCCCUUCACCGCCACACUCUAUCCCCUCCCCAGCUGGGUGUUUGGGGACUUCAUGUGCAAAUUCGUCAACUAUUUGCAGCAGGUGAGCUUGAAUGGUGGAAUAAUCUAUGUGUAAUAUUUUAGUGGAUUUACGAUAUUACGUGUGUUGCAGUGAGGGCAAGUGUGAUGGCCUGGGAUUCGGACUCGGAGGCUGAACCUGAGGAAUCCCAGCCUGCACAGGAGUCCCCGCCUCCAGAACCAGCUGAGCCGGGGCGGGGGCUUGAGCCUGAAGGGUCCUCACCUGUGCUGGAUCCUCAAGUGCAGGCACCAGCUGAGUCUGCUCUGGCCCCUGAGGUGAUGGAGGACCCAUUGCCUGCAGGUGCUCUACUCUCAGCCCCGUCAGGGGAAGCUGAGGUUGCCUCUGGGUCCAGUAACCCUCCAGCCUCUCCUGAGCUGCUCAGGGCAGAGAGGCAGAGGGAACUAAAUUCCCGCAGGAGGAGUGCUCGCCUCCAGGCCAGGAGAGGCAAGUCACCUGUGGACCGGGGCCGCCCUAUGCCUCGGGGCAGAUAAAAGCCAGCCAGCCCCAGUCCCAGGUUGUGGGAGCAACAUUGUUGGUAGCCUGUUCCUGCCUGCACCCUGUCCUGCUCUUCUGCCAGAGUUCCUGACCUCACCCGACUCCCUGCCUUGGACCCAGCUUCAGCUUUGACGGACAUCCUCCAUACCGCACCCUUGAAUUCGGACUGGACUCGGACCUCACCGCACGGUUAACUCUCGGGACCAGCACAGCGAGUGUCUGUGCACUGUAUAUCAUACAUAUGUGUGCAGCUAUUUGGGAACAGUGCCUUUCCCAUGAAGGGGGUGGAGGUGUCCUGGAGUCUCAUGUGGUCUCCCUUGCCAGUUGUUUCUCUUCUCACCAGGUGACUGUGCAGGCUACGUGCAUCACUCUAAUGGCGAUGAGUAUGGACCGCUGCUAUGCCACACUGUACCCACUGAAAUCACUCCGUUAUCGGACCCCCCAGGUAGCCAUGGCAGUCAGCUUUGCGAUCUGGAUUGGUGAGUGAGGGCAGCAAAGUCUAUGAACACAAAUUUAUGGGGAAGAAAGGGGCUGGCGCUUGCUUGAUACGGAGGAGCCAGGUAAACUUAAAUCCUAACCCAUCCAGGUUGGUAUUCCUGGCAUCAGGCUUGUCACUCAGCAUCUAAGCAAGUACCAGCUUCUUUAUUGACUCUUUGGUGUACGCAUUUACUUUGGUCAAUAAAGAAGAAGUUGGUACUUGCUUACAUGCUAAUACAGUACCAACUUCUUUAUUGACCAAAAUAGCUAAUUUCAUGGGCUAUAGUCCACUUCAUCAGAUGCAUCACAUGCAACCCUCUGUUAGUAGGUAUUUUUACAUGUGGGUAUACUUAACCGUCCAGGGGUCCUUUACCGUAUCUCUUUUUUUACCUUUUAUAGAGAAUAAUCAUACACAGUGAGGUGAGAGAGUAAUGGGGUGCAAGAAAUACAGAUUGUCAUAAUUUCUUUAAAGCACACAUGUGUGCAAGAUGAGUGCAGUAACCAUUCAUAAAUCAGUAUUGGUAACAGAAACACAAUGACAUUGGGAAGUUAAUUAACACCCUGCAGUACAUUAAGAAAUAAGCAGGCUAUAAGCAGAAUUGGUGGUUCCAGUGUUUUCACUGGCUCUAAUGUUCACUUCAGUUGCUGUCAAAAUCCUGGUCUCACCUUUUCUUCACAGGCCCACUCCUAUUUACUGAAGAACAAGAUCUGCUUUAAUCACAUGGUAUCCGAAUAAGGCCUGGUUUGUUUAUUGUUGCUCGUUGAUGUUAUUUUGAUCUCUGUAGGUUUUGCUUUGAUCUCUGCAGGUUACAAGAUGGAGCAUCGCUGCAUAGGAGCUUGACAUCUGUGUCUUUGACCCCCUAGGUUCCUUCAUUCUCUCAUUGCCCAUGGCUGUGUACCAUCGCACUGAGGUCGGCUACUGGUAUGGCUUACGCACCUACUGUAUUGAGGCAUUCACCAGCAAGAGCCAGGAGCGAAUCUUCAUUCUAUACACUUUCUUGGCUGUCUAUCUGUUGCCCCUCCUCACUAUCUGCCUUUGCUAUUCUAUUAUGCUCAAGCGCCUUGGACGCCCUGUGGUGGAACCCAUGGACCAUGAUUACCAGGUAAGUCGGUGGACAGAAAUUGAAUGGCCACCCUGUUUCUUGUUGGGCUUUCUUUUUUUUUUUUUUUAAAUAAUUUUUAUUAAAGUUUUAAACAACAAAAGAAAAAGAACAACACAAAAUACAAUACAAAACUCAACCGUAAAAGACAAAAAAACAUAACAAUUAAAAACAAACUCUCUUUUCCAUUUCCAAUUUUAAAUUACUUAUUUUCUGGACUUCCUCAUACCUCCCUCUUUGUAUUCCAAUCCACAUUAUUUGUCCAGCAGUUUCUUUUCCACUUUUUUAAUCCCAAUCUUUAAUUUAAUAAAAUGUUAAAAUAUAUAACUUCAACUUUUUUUAAACCUAAUCCUUGAUCUUAAUAUCAUAUAACAUUUAAAUUUUCCCUUUUAAUAUCAAAUUUCCAUUUCUUUAAACAUCUUUGAUCUUGAUCUUUAAUCUUAAUCUAUCAUUCACUUUAACCUGUGCAGCUGGAAACCACUUACUUUCAGUCCAACAUUCCUUUAACAUUCCUUAAUUUUGCAAUGUUUCUGAAGAUAGUCUUUGAAUUUCUUCCAGUCUUCCUCCAUCGACUCUUCUCCCUGGUCACGGAUUCUACAGUCAUUUCCGCCAAUUCCAUAUAGUCCAUAAGUUUCAUCUGCCAUUCCUCCAGUGUGGGAAGUUCUUGUGUCUUCCAAUACUUUGCGAUGAGUAUUCUUGCUGCUGUUGUUGCAUACAUAAAGAGAGUUCUAUCCUUUUUUAACACCAUUUGGCCGACUAUGCCCAGGAGAAAGGCCUCUGGUUUCUUAGGGAGGUAUACUUAAAUACCUUUUUUAAUUCAUUAUAUAUCAUUUCCCAGAAAGCCUUAAUCUUUGGGCACGUCCACCAAAGGUGAAAAAAUGUACCUUCAGUUUCUUUACAUUUCCAACAUUUGUUAUCGGGCAAGUGAUAGAUUUUCGCAAGCUUGACUGGGGUUAUGUACCACCUGUAUAUCAUUUUCAUAAUAUUCUCUCUUAGGGCAUUACAUGCCGUAAAUUUCAUACCUGUGGUCCAUAACUGUUCCCAGUCAGCAAACAUAAUAUUAUGACCAACGUCUUGUGCCCAUUUAAUCAUAGCCGAUUUUACCGUUUCAUCCUGAGUAUUCUAUUUCAGCAGCAAGUUAUACAUUCUUGACAAAUUCUUAGUUUUGGGUUCUAACAAUUCUGUUUCUAAUUUGGAUCUUUCCACCUGGAAGCCAAUUUUCCUGUCCAAUUUAAAUACCUCCAUUAUCUGAUAAUAAUGAAGCCAGUCUCGCACUUUGUUUUUUAAUUUUUCAAAACUCUGCAAUUUCAGUCUAUCUCCGUCUUGUUCCAAAGUUUCUUGUUGGGCUUUCACAACUCUGUCACCCUAUACACGUCACAGGCAAAUUUUCAAUUUCGCUAUUCUAAAGGAGGCCUAUGAAAUCUUAUACCAAACUGCUGAAAGACAGGCAAAGUACUAAACACCUAGGGGAGGAGUCAACUAACAAGCCCUGUCAACGGGGCUGGAUUAACCAUUACGCAAAAGACACAUGUGCUUAGGGCAUCAAGGGAAGGGGGGGCACGACAAAAAAUUUCCAUUGCUGAAUUUACCAUGGGCCAUAUGGUGCAGCUGGGGAAAAAAUGGCCUCCACAAUAAAUGAAAAAAUUACAUAUAUAUCUGUGCAAGAAUAAAAAGAAAUAAUAAUAAUAAUAAUAAUAAUAAUAAUAAUAAUAAUAAUACAACAAAAUAUAUAACAAAAUUAAAAUCUGGUAAAUUGCCACUUGGUCCACCAAGUAUUUUGAAUAAGAUAUAUAUGGAGGCACCAAAGUCUUUUAAGUGCUUAGGGCCUCUAAAGGUCUUAAUCUGGCCCUGCCUGUCAACAUAAAUCCUGCACAAGGACUGAUUUUUAUUAUAUUUUUAAUUUUUAUUGUAUUUUAAAUAUUUUGUUCAAGGCCUCCCAGAGUGGCUGGGAAAACCCAGCCAGAUGGGUGGGGUAUAAAUAUUAUUAUUAUUAUUAUUAUUAUUAUUAUUAUUAUUCCACUUGCAUAAUGGGGCUUUCCCGCCUCCCCUCCAGGCCUCCUGUUUGGUGGGUGGUGAUUAGGGGGGUCGGGAGAACCCUUGGAACAAGGCGUGUGGGGAGGAGAGAGGGGGGUCAUUCCACCUGCUAAGCCGAAAGUCUUUCACUGAUGGAACAAGUAGAAGAGCAGGACGUCAAAUUCCUCCCCUAUUCUCUUAUCGUGUAGCAAGUUUCCAAAAAGGGCAACUAAAAUGAUCAAAGGGUUGGAGCUUCUCCCUUAUGAGGAAAGGUUACAACACUGGGGGCUUUUCAGUUUAAAAAAAUGAUCGGGGUGGGGGCAUGAUAGAAAUUUAUAAAAUCAUGCAUGGCAUGGAGAAAGUGGAUCUCCCUCUCUCAUAAUGCUGUUACAUGCAUGUCCUGUUUUCAGGCUUCCAAUAGGAAUCUGAGAAAAGGAUGCUGGGUUUAGAUGGGCCUUUGGUGUGAUCCACCAGGGCUCUUCCUAUUCUCUUACACUGGGUGGACCACCUGUGACUUUUCUGUUCAGUCCCAGCAGGUGCAACAUAUGUCUGAGCGCUCAGCUGCCAUGAGGGCCAAGAUUUCCAAGAUGGUGGUGGUGAUUGUGCUGCUGUUCACCAUUUGCUGGGGUCCUAUCCAGCUUUACUUGCUCUUCCAGGGCUUCUACCGCCACUUCCAGGCCAACUAUGAGACCUACAAGAUCAAGACGUGGGCCAAUUGCAUGUCAUAUGCCAACUCGUCUCUCAACCCCAUUGUCUAUGCUUUCAUGGGAGACAGCUUCCGCAAAUCCUUCAAGAAGGCUUUCCCCUUCCUGUUCCGGCAGCGGGUUGGGGACAAUGGCGUGCACUCAGGCUGCCGCAAUGCGGAAGUGAAAUUUGUCAUGGAGGGAACUUAACCCUUUCGCCUGACCUGGCUUCUGUCAUGAACGAUUCUGCCUGGUCUGCACUGCCAAAGGAUGCCGAGAAGGACAAAGACGUAGAGCAAGAUGACCUGUAAGCCACCAAGGGUCUCACAGAGAGAAAUUUGUGGUUAUUUCAAUACAAAAACCAGAACACUAAGACUUUAGUUCAUCGAUACACAGUAAUAAUGCCUUGGGGGAAGGUCUGAGUGUGGAUUUUAGUUUUAACUUAAAUGAUGCAGGAAUCUGACCCGAAGUGCUAUGCCACAAGAUUAGCAGAAGCAAGCCUCUCUUUUUGUGUUUGUGGAGUGGAUAACAUGAGUGUACUCUGCCUUCUUCAAAACAUGGUUUUGUGUUUGGCACUCCAUCUUGGAUUUAUCCUGGACCUUCAAAUGUAAGAAUAAAGCUUUUUCAAACUGCAUUUCCUCCGAGGCUUAAAUACAUUUACAACCUGUGUUUCCCAGGUUCUACUCAUCCAGCACUGUAACCACUACACCACACUGCCGCAGGGCCAGCAGCAUAGGUUCCAUUGUCCAUACCACUGCAGACAGACAUUAGAUAGUAGCAACCUCCUUUUAAGAUGUUUCACCUUUCUCCUGCCAUGAAGAUGGGAUAAUCCAGAGGUCAAAAAGCACAAAAUGUUCCUUCUCGUCAUUCUCAUUAGGAGGUGUUGCGUAGGCAGGUUGAAGUGAGCAGCAGCCACAAUAAUUUCACCCGAAGUUCUGGAAAAUUACAUUAUCAACAGCUAUUGCUCCUCCUGGUGGGUUCAUUCUGCACAUUGUUCUGUGUUCUCAAGGGCCACCUACUGGUUGAUGUUUCAGUCUGCAGUCCUGUUGCUUAUAUGGGAACUUCCAUAGCUGUCAACUUACAGAUUUGAAAAUAAGGGACCAGCAGCCUCGAAAAUAAGGGAUCAGCAGCCAAAAUAAGGGAUUUUAGUCAACCAGCUGAAAUACAAAGUUAAUAGGGACCAGAUAAUUUUGGAGAGCAGUGCUGGUUUUUAGCCCUUCAUUUCCAGAGGUUGCUG